GUUUCAUAAUAUAUAUAUAUGUAUAUUCCCUUUACAUACAUGUAACCUCCUCUUUUUCUUCUUCUUUUUCUAUCUUUCUCCACUUAUUAUGCUUCUAGAAAGUGCAUACAAUUAUUUAUUUAAAAUUGUAAUUAUUGGUGACUCUGGAGUAGGCAAAUCAAAUUUACUUUUACAAUACACAUCGAAUGAAUUUAUGGAAGAUUCAAGGAGUACUAUAGGUGUAGAAUUUGCAACAAAAAAUAUUAAAAUUGAAAAUUCACUCAUAAAAGCUCAAAUAUGGGAUACAAGUGGGCAAGAAAGAUAUAAAGCAAUUACAAGUGCUUUUUAUAGAGGUGCAGUUGGUGCUUUACUUGUUUACGAUAUUACUAGAAAAUCAUCAUUCGAUCAUGUUCAUCAAUGGUUAAAAGAAUUACGUGAGCAUACAGAGGAUACUAUUCCAUUAGUAUUAAUUGGUAAUAAAAUAGAUUUAGCUGAUACGAGUCGAGUAGUAAGCACAGAGGUUGCGAAAAGGUAUGCUACUGAGGCUAAUAUGUUAUUCUUUGAAACAAGUGCACGUACUGCCGUCAAUGUAAAUAAAGCCUUUGAAGUUAUGUUUGAUCACGUGUAUAAAGAAUUAGCAAAGAAUAAGAUAUUAAAGAAAAAUUCAACAACAGAUGUAAAUGGCUUGGCUUUAAGAGGAUCAACAAUCACUUUACAUCCUCCUUCAGUUACAUAUGAAUACAAUCAUCGACCGCAUCAAAAAAAGGAAGCAAAUAGAUGUUGUUGAUUGAAGAAAUAAUAAUAAAAGCUUGAUUUCCCCCUCUAUACGCUUUAAUAAAACACAAUGAAGCUUUCAUUCUUAAUAACACGUGACGACGAUUUGAAUACAUUGUUAUCUAACAAUAGAUUUGUUGCAUCAUCAAGUUAAUAUUUCUAUAUAAAGCCAUCCCCUGAUAUCAACUAUUAGCCUUUUUAAUCUUAUCUUUAAUACGAUAAAUGCAAAUAAAUUCUUCAUCUAAAUCUAACAUCAGCUGUCUGCAGUAAGCACCCUUAGUAUUUUAAAACCAGUCAUUUCUACUUAUUGAAAUCUUCUGUUUUAAAUGCAAAAUAUAAGGAAAGAGAAAACAUAAAAGACAAGUCUGUAUAGUUUAUUUGAGGAAAAAAAAAUAUAAUAUAAAAAUUGUAUGACUCAAAAAUAAUAUGGAAAAGUGACAAGGGC
Molecule: messenger RNA, 1198 nt
Organism: Cokeromyces recurvatus
Lineage: Eukaryota; Fungi; Mucoromycota; Mucoromycetes; Mucorales; Mucoraceae
Product: ras-related protein RGP2
Exons: 5
Coding region: 89-766 (225 amino acids)
Cellular component (GO): endosome
Molecular function (GO): GTPase activity; GTP binding
Source: RefSeq, a predicted model, not a curated record